Messenger RNA from Paramecium octaurelia, 514 nucleotides. Lineage: Eukaryota; Ciliophora; Oligohymenophorea; Peniculida; Parameciidae. The record is from the annotation of a GenBank genome assembly.
AUGUUAUUUAAUCUCAAGAAAACAAUUUAUUGCUAGCAACUUUCACGUUCUCUUGUUUACACAUCUAUCUCAAAACAAUUUGAACUUUAGGAUAGAGUUGCUUUGCAAAUACUAUGCCAAGGCACAUUAUCAAAAAAUACAUCUAAAUAAAUCCUAAAGUAACUUUAUUUUCAUAAGAAAUAGCAAUCUGAGUAAAUUCAAAAUAUAAAAAUAAGCUUAAACUAAAUACUGUUAACACUCCUUCGAUUAUUAAUAGUAUAAUCCUGUCGGAUUUGGAGCAUAAUUUAUAUUAGUAGGUUAUAUAGAAAGAACUUACAUUGCUGAAAGAAAUUAAUAACAAUUACAAAAUUUAUUCAGUUUAGAAUUCUAUUAAUACAAUAUGGAAAAACAUUGUUCUGGAAAUAUCUAAGGCAAUAAAUUUUACUUAUUAAAUUACUUAAAUUUUGUUAUUCUGACUAUUGCUACAUAUACUAAAUAAUUUUAGUAAUAAGCAAAGGCACAUCAAAAAUAUUGA